AUGUGUCGCUCCAGGGUCAUCACCGAGACGGCAUGCAAGACGCCCAUCCGCGACCGGCGCCUGACGUUCAACGUCCUCAACGUCACGCUAGGCAUCGUCACCGGCGCCGUUGUCUCCAUCCGCCUCGUCUAUAAGCAGUUUUUCAGCACGAACCGACGGCUGAGGCGCGACGACUGGAUGGUGGCGGCUACUCUUGCCCUCGGCAUGGUCAGCAUCGUGACCAUGACGUUCGGCUUGACCACACACGGCAUGGGGCAGGAUGUCUGGGGCGUCUCCUCGUCCGCCGUGCGGACCUUUGCCGUCUACUUUUACGUCCUCGAGAUGCUCUACGUCAUUCUCAUAGGGCUCGUCAAGCUCACGCUAAACUUCUUUUACCUCGACAUCUUUGCCGGGCGCGCCAUGCGGCGGCUUCUCUGGGGCACCGCCGCGUUCCAGGUUGCCUUCAUCUUCGCCUUCUUAAUGAAGGUUAUUUUCCAGUGCCUUCCGAUACGAUACUACUGGGAGCAGUACGACUUCGAAACGAGCGUCGAGGGGGCGUGCAUCAACAUCAAUGCGUCGGCCUGGGCGAACGCGGCUAUCAGCGUCGCGACAGACUUUUGGCUGCUCGGCAUACCGCUCAGCCAGCUCAGGAAGCUGAAUCUGCAUUGGAAGAAGAAGGUCGGGGCAUCUCUCAUGUUUCUGACAGGGACCCUGGUGACGAUAGUGUCGAUACUGCGCCUUCGGUCCAUCACGCACUUUGCCAGGGGCUCCAACCCCACGUGGGAUCUCUGGGACAUUGUCUGGUGGUCGCCCAUCGAGAUCAACGUGGGCAUCAUAUGCACGUGCCUGCCCGCGCUGCGGCUCGUCCUCGUCAGCCUCUGCCCACGUAUAUUCGCCUACGACACGCGCGGCUCUAUCAGCGGGGAUCGCGGGUCUCGGCCGACGGCAGACCGCCAGCUGGUGACACGGCCGGGGGUGAGCACGGAUGACGAGCUCGGGAUGCCGGAGGGUGGUACUGGCGACGAGUUUGCGAGCACGACGAGGUUGAACAAGUUGACGAUACCCGCUCCGAGUGCGCAGCCAGGUAAAUAUAGUACCCGGAGAACGGCAGGUUAG
Messenger RNA from Purpureocillium takamizusanense, 1095 nucleotides. RefSeq lists its product as uncharacterized. The record is from RefSeq and is a predicted model, not a curated record. The transcript is spliced from 3 exons. NCBI's taxonomy places the organism in Eukaryota, Fungi, Ascomycota, Sordariomycetes, Hypocreales, Ophiocordycipitaceae. The coding region runs from base 1 to 1095 and encodes 364 amino acids.